AUGAACUUCUUGCGCAGAGUCGGUGACGUCAUGAACGACGCAUUCGCGGAGUCGGACUCUGAUCCUGCCUCGGACGAGGACGAGGACGGAGUGAGAGCGGAGCGAAGACGCUUCGAGGACGUUGGAGCCUCGGAAGUUGUGGAGCCGAGGACGAGCAAAGACGGGGACGGGGACGACGCUCGGUGGCGACGAAAUGAACUCAUGACCACAGCAUUCACUUUUGGUCGCGACACGCUCGAGAAGCUGAAGGACGUCUCAAAAGGAGUGGGAAAAGAGCUCGCGGAGGGACUACGGGACAUCAAGGAACAAGUCAAGGAGGACUUGGCGACUUUCGGCGAGAGCGAAGAAGAGGAAGAGGAAGGCACUACGAGACAUUCCGAGCGAACGAAUGGCGAGAUGGACGAGGCGAGCGGAUUGGUUUUCACGGGCGAUGGAGUGAUGAUAACAGGUGACGAAGACGAAGUUGCGCUCAAGGUGAACGAUGAGCUCGAAAAGGUUGGAGAAAAGAUCGAGCUUUUAGGCCAGAAAAUGUUCGUGGGCGCGGGAAAGAUACUGAAUCAAGUGAAAGAGACGACUCGAGAUGCCAUCAAGGAGACGCACGAAGCGAUCAAAGAGACGAGAGAUGCGUUCGCAAAAGAUACAAAGCCAAAACGUGUGCGAGACGAAUUCGCUCUUAGUGUGCACGCGAUUCAGAGAGAUUCGAGAACCUAUUGCGACGAACCCAAAGAGAAAGAGCUUUACAAACGUUUUAGGGGAGAGUUUACCAUCGGUACUCGAGUACGAGAGAUCUCCACCGUGCUUGACUCGAACAACUUUAUGAAAGAACUCUUUGCACGAAUCGUUCCAACAGUUGUCGAUGAAGACACGUUCUGGUGCCGAUACUUUUUCAAGAUUUACGAAUUAGAGAUAGAGUUCGGACGAAAAGAAUUACCUGAAAUACCGGUCAAAGGUGGAACCGAGAGUGAAAGCAACGAAUCUGCGCAAGAACUUUCUGUGAAAGAAGGCAACAAAGUACACGCGCGCGUCGCAUCUCUUGCGACAGACGAAGAAGAAUUUGAUUCUGACUCUAGCCUAGCGAAAAAUGAGUGGACCAAGAUCAAACAGCGUUCCAGCGAUGCUGCGGCAACGAGUUCCGAAGAUGGCCCAGAAACGACUCCUGACGACGAUACUCCGAUUGAUGACGCUGACACUGACGAGAUUGAUGAAGACUGGGGUCUCUCGUAA
Messenger RNA from Ostreococcus tauri, 1224 nucleotides. RefSeq names its product BSD. NCBI's taxonomy places the organism in Eukaryota, Viridiplantae, Chlorophyta, Mamiellophyceae, Mamiellales, Bathycoccaceae. Gene Ontology annotation, cellular component: cytoplasm. The record is from RefSeq and is a predicted model, not a curated record. Bases 1 to 1224 code for a protein of 407 amino acids. The transcript has a single exon.